AUGGAGGUGUGUGGGAGUGUCGCCACACUGGAGAUGGAGGAGAACGAGGCGGUGUAUGAUCACAUGGCCUUCGGUCUGACCCGGAGAAGAAUUUGGAACCUGAUGGAGAAGCCGUUCUCCUCAAUCACUGCCAAGUUGAUGGCGGUGGCCUCCUCCAUCUUUGUGCUUGUAUCACUGGUUGCCAUGACACUCAACACUGUGGAGGAGAUGCAGUACAAGACUCCAACCGGUCAGCCAAGCGGCAGAUUCUACGGUGAAAAUGUGGAAAAAUUCUGCAUCGCCUUCUUCACCCUGGAAUACCUGCUGCGUCUGGUUUCCACCCCUGAUCUGAAGUGUUUUGGCCGUAGCAUGCUGAACACUGUAGAUCUGAUUGCCAUCCUGCCUCACUACCUGCAGUUGAUCCUGGAGUGCUUCGACGACGAAGACAUCCACCGCCAUUCUGGGGACAUCGAGACCGUUGCGAGUGUUGGAAAGGUAGGCCAGGUUCUGAGGAUCAUGCGUCUCAUGAGGAUCUUCAGGAUCUUAAAGCUGGCUCGUCACUCGACAGGGCUCAGAGCCUUUGGGUUCACUCUGAGACAGUGCUACCAGCAGGUUGGCUGUUUGCUGCUGUUCAUCGGCAUGGGGAUCUUCAUGUUUUCAGCCAUGGUGUACAGCGUGGAGCAUGACGUCUACAACACCAACUUCACCUCCAUGCCCCACACAUGGUGGUGGGCCGCGGUGAGCAUCUCCACUGUGGGUUAUGGCGACAUGUUCCCAGAGACCAACCUGGGUCGCAUCUUUGCCUUCGCCUGCAUCUCCUUCGGCAUUAUCCUUAACGGCAUGCCCAUCUCAAUCCUCUACAACAAGUUCUCCGACUACUACACCAAGCUCAAGUCCCACGAGUACGCCAUGGUCAGCAAGGCACGUGGGAAGGUACGCUUCAUCAAGAGGGCAGCCAAGAAGUUUGCUGACUAUUGCGACGAUGCAGUUCAGCCUGAGGAAGAUGAGCGGUUUGUGGAGGUCUUUGGCAGGAGACCAAAGUCUGAGCUGCUGGAGUUUUAA
Messenger RNA from Nematolebias whitei (Rio pearlfish), 1041 nucleotides. RefSeq names its product potassium voltage-gated channel subfamily V member 2-like. Gene Ontology annotation, biological process: potassium ion transmembrane transport. The record is from RefSeq and is a predicted model, not a curated record. Gene Ontology annotation, cellular component: membrane; voltage-gated potassium channel complex. The transcript has 7 exons. Lineage: Eukaryota; Metazoa; Chordata; Actinopteri; Cyprinodontiformes; Rivulidae. Gene Ontology annotation, molecular function: voltage-gated potassium channel activity. The coding region runs from base 1 to 1041 and encodes 346 amino acids.